This is a messenger RNA of Amphibalanus amphitrite, 4486 nucleotides long. RefSeq lists its product as uncharacterized. Gene Ontology annotation, molecular function: zinc ion binding; nucleic acid binding. The transcript is spliced from 3 exons. NCBI's taxonomy places the organism in Eukaryota, Metazoa, Arthropoda, Thecostraca, Balanomorpha, Balanidae. The coding region runs from base 86 to 4024 and encodes 1312 amino acids. The record is from RefSeq and is a predicted model, not a curated record. Gene Ontology annotation, biological process: DNA integration.
UGAGCCAAUACAGUACAGACCAGUUCGUUACAGUGGCGACGAGAAUCACUGGACUUGAAGAGGAGGUGGAACAUUUGGCACAAGUAUGGUACAUGGAGCGUUGGGUGAGUUUGAUCCGGGCAAUGAAGGAAUCGGAAGUUACUUGGAACGGUUUGAUUUUUACUGUGAGGCAAAUGGGAUCUCAGCAGCGGAACGGAAGAAGGCUGUUUUUCUGUCAACUGUAGGCCAUGGCACGUUUGAUAUAAUUAAGGAUCUGUUACACCCAGUGGGGCUUUCUGAUGCGUCCUUGGCCGAAAUAAGAGACAGUUUACUUCGGCAUUUCAAGCCUCAAAGCGUGGAAAUAGCGGAACGGUUCAAAUUUUUCAAGCGGACACAACAGUCGAAUGAGUCUGUGAGUGAGUAUAUUGCUACGCUGAGGAAAAUGGCCAAGGAAUGUAAUUUCGGUGACUAUUUGAAUACGGCGCUCAGGGACCAGCUCGUAUGUGGAAUGAAAGAUGUCAAGUGUCAGCGAGAGCUGUUGAGCAAGUCUGAUCUGACAUUGGAAUCUGCCCUGCAGCAGGCCAAGGCCAUGGAGGCGGUGCAGAGAGAGGCUUCUUGUUUCAGCGGAGAGGUGGCCGCGGCUGCUAACCGGGUGGCCAGUGGGCCGCAGCGGACCAUCAGAAGCGCCCAGCCCGGGCACAGGGACGCGCCGACAUCAGCUGACUCAGCUAACAGGCGUCUUCAGUUCACCACCAGGGAGUGUCUGGAGAGCAGCCUGAUGAUGACAGCGGCGCGGUGGAGCCGGUCCUGCUGGAGAACUUGUCGACUCCGAGUCAGCCGGUGUAUGUGGUUAACCGCGCCCAGGCAACUCCCGAUCGUGGUCGUCCAUGGAUCGGCUCCAUGCCUCCUGGGUCGGAACUGGCUGGAGAAGAUGCAGAUCUGCUGGUCUGACGUGCACGCGCUGAGGACUUCACAUCUACAACGACUCAAAAGCAAGUAUGGCUCUGUGUUUCGUGAGGGGCUGGGCACAUUGAAAGGUGUAGAAGUCAGGCUUGAUAUCGACAGAAGUGUUGUUCCUAAGUUUUUCAAAGCUCGCUCUUUACCAUUUGCGUACAAACAGAAGGUUGAGGAUCAGUUAGACGCAGACAUUGCUAGUGGUGUGCUGGUCCCAGUUAGGAACAGCCGCUGGGCAGCGCCCAUUGUACCAGUCGUGCGGCCUGACGGGCGCAUUCGUGUCUGUGCGAAUUUUAAACUGACUGCAAACAGAGCUGUGAAACUUGACAAGUACCCACUGCCCAAGACAGAAGAAAUGUUUGCAAAGCUAGGAUCGAAGAAAGUCUGGUCCAAAAUUGAUUUAGCACAGGCCUACAAUCAGGUUAAGAUACAUAAAGACUCACGAGAUAUUCUCACCAUCAACACUUCUCGUGGGCUCCUGCAGUACACCAGGAUGCCAUUUGGAGUAAACUGUGCUGUAGGAGUUUUCCAGAGGGAGAUAGAGCGCGUUUUGAGCGGCAUUCCAGAUGUGGUUGUUUACCUUGAUGAUGUGCUCGUUGGCAGCCAGUCAGAGGAAGAACACUGGAAGGUGCUGGGAUCGAUCUUCAGUCGACUGGAGGCUGCUGGACUCCGAGUUCGGGAGACCAAGUGCGCGUUCUUUCAAGACAGCGUGGAGUAUCUGGGACAUCACAUGAGCAGGGAUGGAAUUCGGCCGACGUCAGACAAGGUGAAGGCUAUCGUGGAUGCCCCCCGCCCCGCUAAUGUGACUGAGCUCAAGUCUUUCCUCGGACUUGUUACAUACUACUCGCGAUUUAUAGCGCAGCGUGCCGAGGUCUUGUCUCCCCUGUAUGACCUUUUAAGGGCAGGGGCCAGCUGGACAUGGGGGCCUUCACAAGAGAAGAGUUUUAAUUCUGUGAAAGACGCUCUGGCCUCCCACACUUUGUUGGUUCAUUUUGAUCCAGAAAAACAGCUGAUUCUUACCACCGAUGCAUCAUGCAGGGGGGUCGCUGCAGUAUUGGCUCAUCUCGAUGAUAAUGGUGUAGAGGCGCCGAUCGCUUUCGCCUCUAGAAGAUUGUCUGUAGCAGAGCAAAAGUACAGUCAAAUUGAGCGUGAGGGCUUGGCGGUCAUCAUGGGAGUAACCAAGUUCCACCAGUAUCUGUGCGGGGUAACUCGACCAUUCUUCCUCGUCACGGAUCAUAAGCCGCUCUUCAAGUUGUUUGGGCAGCAUGAGGCGUUGCCUGAGAUGGCGUCUGGGCGAAUCAGGCGCUGGGCUCUCAAACUGUCUGGUUAUAAUUACCGCAUUCAGUUCAAGCGAACACAUGAGAUUGCCAAUGCCGAUGCGCUGAGCAGGCUGCCCAGUCCUUACAUUGAAGGAGCGCAGCCGGAGGAACUGGUUCUUCAUGCAGAUGAGGACUGGUCUGGUGCUGAGGUCGGGGAAGCAGGUCCUCAGCCUGAAGAGUUGGAGCUGUUGACAGCGCAAAGCUGGUUAGAUGCGAAGCAGGUGGCCAAGCUGACCAGCAUGGACCCAGUGUUGUCGAACGUUGUGCGCCUUGUACAGUUUGGAGGGUGGCCCACUCAAAUUCCGGAAUCGCUCAAAUGUUUCGCCCCUAAAAAGGAUGAACUGUCACUGACGGCUGGGGUUCUGCUAUGGGGUCAUCGUGUUGUGAUUCCAGAUGCUGCCCGCAGAGCUGUGCUGAUGGAGCUGCACGUCGGACAUCCGGGCAUCGGCAAGAUGAAGGCGUUGGCGAGGAGCGUCGUCUGGUGGCCCGGCAUCGACCAGGAUGUGGAAGCAGUCGUCGGAGGGUGCACUGCGUGCCAGGAGAGUCGUGACUCGCCACCGCAUCGUGAGUUACAUCCGUGGCCGUGGCCCACGAAACCCUGGUCCCGCAUUCACGCGGAUUUUGCCGAGCCAGAGAAGGGGAAGUAUGUGUUGGUAGUUGUUGACAGUCAUUCUAAGUGGAUAGAGGCAGAAGUCAUGUACAGUACCGCAUCGGCUCCGACGAUCAAUAAAUUCCGGGCUAUGUUUGCGAGAUGGGGAUUGCCGGAUAUGAUCUGCACUGAUAAUGGGACAACUUUUACCUCGACUGAAUUUCAACAAUUCUUGAGAGAGAACGGCAUUGUGCAUCGCACGAUAGAGCCCCGUCACAGCCAGGGUAAUGGUCUCGCAGAGCGAGCCGUCAAGGAGGUAAAGUUGGCCUUACAAAGGGAGUCUGAUAGCGGCGGACCGUGGGACCUGAGACUCACCAGAUGGCUGAUGAGACAGCGCACAACACCUCAUUCAACAACCAUGGUGACACCCGCUGAACUAAUGAUGGGUCGCAGGCUUCGCACACGGCUAGAUCUGUUGUUUCCAGAUAUAGGCAAGACAGUCCUUCAGCAGCAAAACAGACAGAGGGCGUACUUUGACCGAACGGCUCAGUGUCGGCAAAUGCUGGUUGGCGAUGCGGUGUUCGCGAGAAAUUACGCUGUUGGGUUGCAGUGGCUGCCUGGGGUGAUCGUCGGCACCGAUGGCCCGGUGUCUUACGUGGUCCGUUUGUUUGAUGGCAGGCUUUGGAGACGGCAUGGUGACCAGCUGAGGAGGCGGCAGUCAGCUGAGCCGAUCAGUCCGCCGGAGGCGGCGUCACGGGAGGUCCGGCGGCCGUCGUCCGAUGCUGCUGUCCAGCCCGGGCGACCAGGUGGAGCGUCUCAGGGGACUGCACCGCCGGCACCGCUGUCGUCCGCCGUGCAGCCGUCGCAGUCGCGGCCGGGGGCGCUCACUCAGCAGCCGCCUCCGCCCAAUGUUCGGUCGUCGCCGACGCGGCCGGGGGUACCGGCUCAAUCGUCGCAUCGGCCGUCGCCCGUCUCCGCCCCGUCGUCACUCGAGCCGGGUGGGCCGCCGCAGCCGUCGGCGGACGUUUGGCCGUCGUCCGCUCCGGGAACGUGUCCGGCGCCGAGCUCACCGGAUGGGACUGGGCCUCAUCCAGAGGUGGCGACAUCUGUGGAGCGGACAUUGCGGCGCUCGACUCGAACGCGGAGAGCGCCUGAGCUAUAUCAGGCAGGGAGUGGGAUGUGAUGGCCUGUUACCUGUACUAGUGUUACGAGGAAGUGCUUAGUUAAGGAAGGGGGAGUGUAGUGUAUUGCUCUGCCUUGAUGCUCUAUUGCUCUGUCACGGAUCGGUGAGGUCACGGCUUGCCGUGACGUCAGCGCGUAUGUGUACUGCCGCCGCGUCUGCCCUGGGGCACGGUGGGGUCGGCCGCGGGCCGGUUGGGGCCGCGGGCCGGCAGUGCGCUGGGUGAGCCAAUACAGUACAGACCAGUUCGUUACAAUUCAUUCAAUCAUGUUUCAUUUAGAUGCGCACGUCCAUCAGAGGACUGCAAUGCCAGAUUCAUGCGCCUCUGCGCGAGGAUCAAUAAAAUCAAGAUCAGUGAGACAAAGUGAUCAUGUAAAAGAAGAGAUAGAAAAUUAUUGUUCAUGGUGGAUUUUAGUGUUUUGUAAGAUGCCGAUUUUUACAAUAAACCAAUAUGAUAUCGCCAUA